This is a messenger RNA of Penicillium malachiteum, 2241 nucleotides long. RefSeq names its product putative C6 transcription factor. The coding region runs from base 1 to 2241 and encodes 746 amino acids. Gene Ontology annotation, cellular component: nucleus. Gene Ontology annotation, molecular function: zinc ion binding; DNA binding; DNA-binding transcription factor activity, RNA polymerase II-specific. Gene Ontology annotation, biological process: DNA-templated transcription; regulation of DNA-templated transcription. Lineage: Eukaryota; Fungi; Ascomycota; Eurotiomycetes; Eurotiales; Aspergillaceae. The record is from RefSeq and is a predicted model, not a curated record. The transcript has 6 exons.
AUGUCCGACCUUGCCCAUAACCCGGACCCGCUCGCUGCGGAGCCCGCGGGGUCAAAGAAACGAACCCGAGUCCAGUUCUCUUGCACUGCAUGCCGAUACCGCAAGCUGAAAUGCUGCCGCACUUAUCCAUGCGCCAAUUGUAAGAAGCGUGGCGAGGCGGCGACAUGUACGUAUGUUGGUCGAGGGCCGAGGGCUAAGGCUCAGCAUGGACGAGCGAGUCCGACGCUUGUACAAGAUCGUCUUCAACAUCUGGAAAAUUUAGUCAUGUCUUUGGCCAAACAGAAAAAACCAGAUGAUCUUAUUUAUGACUUCAAUACUGGUUUGGAGGAGACAGUAGCGUACGAUACUCCUCCAUCGACGGAUGAACGUGAGACCAAACCAUCACCCCGUGAUACGGGCACUUUGGUAGUCAAAGAGGAUGGAACCAAUUAUAUUGAUAGUGCCAACUGGCGUGCCAUCUUGGAGGAGAUCAACGGUGUGAAAGAGUAUUUGGAUGAACAGGCGGAGAAUUCCGAUGAAGACGGAAUUGAAGAUGACCCUUUUGAUGCUUCUUCACCCGUCCUGCUGCUAGGACUUGCUAAGCCGAUUACCAAACAAGAAGUACUCACGGACAUCCCAGCACGAUCAAUAGCCGAUCGACUUGUGUCUCGCUUUCUACAAACAUCGGAGCCUUCAUUAGUUAUCAUUCACGUCCCUACGUUUCGAAGGGAAUAUGAGCACUUUUGGAAACAUCCUCUUGAUAUGUCAUUUACCUGGAUUGCAUUAUUAUAUUCCAUCAUGGCACUUUCUGUAACUAUCCAUCAUCGCAGUGAGGAGGCUCUUCCGAUGAGUACAGUGGAGCCGAUGACCCUUUGGGACGUUUUUCGUCGAAAAGCCGCACAGUGUCUCGUUCAAGCAAACUAUAUCACCCCUGGAAAGUACAAGCCGAACGCAAUGUUCCUCUACGCGGUUUCCGAGUUCUACCGCAGCCAAGAUGGACAGAUGGGAGUCUCACAUCUCCUGGGAAUAGCUAUUCGACUUGCGUUGCGCAUGGGCUACCACCGUGACCCGAGCCACUAUCCCACACUCUCUCCUUACGAAGGAGAGAUGCGACGCCGUAUGUGGGCUAUGCUGUGCCAGCUUGAUACUCUAGUCUCAUUUCAAAAUGGCCUUCCACGUACCAUCCAGUCUUAUUACCAAGACGCCGCGAUGCCAUCUAACCUGCUGGACACCGACUUCGACGAAAACACGGCGCAGCUACCUCCAGGUCGACCAGAGGAUGAGCGAACACAAGUUUCAUAUACACGAGCAAAAACCCGUCUCAUGAAUGUUUUCGGACAGAUCUGUGACUCGGCCUACAAGCGAGAACCGGUAUCGCACGACGAAAUAAUGGUGAUGGAUCGUGCGCUUGAAGCUGCGCAUGCUCAAAUGCCAUCUUUCCUACGUGUGCGACCGCUCGCCCAAUCGAUAGGCGAGCAAACCUAUAUCAUAUUAAAUCGAUAUACCUUGAACUUGAUAUAUCAAAAGGCGCGUAUCGUUCUGCAUCGGCCGUAUAUCACCGAAAGACAUGGCAAGCAUGCCAAUUCACGGCAGAUCUGCAUUAGUGCUGCUAGCGCGACCCUGCGACACCAUGCAGAUAUUUGGAGCGAGUCUUUACCUGGUGGUCAAGUAUACAAGGAACGGUUUCUUCUCAACUCCCUCCAAAAUACCGACUUUAUGCUCUCUGCUAUGAUCCUUUGUCUGGCUUUGUCACAAGACAAUGAUAAUAUGGACGCUUUGGAGAUGACCCAAGAAAAGUCUGAGCUUCUACUUCUUUUGGAGAAUACGCAUCGCAUUUUCAAGCAGACGCCUCGGCGGUCUCCGGAUACCCAGCGGGCAUUUGUUGCACUGAGCAUCAUGCUUAGUAGAGUUCGAGGUCACAGCCUUGAAAGUCUCACAGCGAAUUCGGAGGAAGAAGCAAGUCAAACCCAGCUCCUCCGGACGUUCCCUGUCUCCAUGGACCAACCGCAGUACUCGAAUCUUUCUCCGAAUAACAUACCAACGACCAUGUUUACCGACGUCUCUCAAACUCCUUCAUACUCUUCUCUCGAUGUUAUUGAUGAUAUGCUGAGCGCGACUGCUCAAUUGGAUUGGCGUAUGUAUGAUGGUCGGAUGUAUGGAUUUGACACGACUCAAGAUAAUCUUUGGUCUGCUGAGGAACCUUUUCCUAUUGAGUUAGACUUUUCCAUGUCUAUUGAUCAAUCUUUAGUUGCAGAUCAAUGA